Spathaspora passalidarum NRRL Y-27907 is the source of this 960-nucleotide messenger RNA. Its product is annotated as putative phosphoric monoester hydrolase. Gene Ontology annotation, molecular function: phosphatase activity. Lineage: Eukaryota; Fungi; Ascomycota; Pichiomycetes; Serinales; Debaryomycetaceae. The coding region runs from base 20 to 745 and encodes 241 amino acids. The transcript has a single exon. The record is from RefSeq and is a predicted model, not a curated record.
CACCAGCUACGAAUACAUAAUGACCACAUCCACUCAACCUCCAGCAAUCGUUUUCACGGAUUUUGAUGGAACCGUCACCCUUCAGGACUCAAAUGAUUACAUCACCGACAACUUGGGUAUGGGAUACCCAAAGCGUAAGGUGAUCAACGACCAGAUCCUUUCUGGUGAAACCAACUUCCGUGAUGGGUUCCACAAGAUGUUGGAAUCUAUCCCUAACUCGUUUGACGAGUGUAUUGAUGUUCUUCUUGCCAAUAUCAAACUUGACCCGGGAUUCAAAGUGUUUUACGAAUGGUGUCGCGCUGAAAAUAUCCCGGUUAUUAUUGUUAGUUCGGGAAUGAAACCAAUCAUCGCUGCUCUUUUGACCAAACUCGUUGGUGAAGAUGCCAUGGCCAACAUUGAAAUCAUAAGUAACGACGUUGAGGUCACUUCUCCAACCAAGUGGGACAUCAAGUACAAGCACCCCGAAUCUGGAUUUGGUCACGAUAAGGCCCAAUCUAUAACUGAAUACCUCAAGACUCACAAUGUUGCCCCCGGGACCACUUUGUUCUACUGUGGUGAUGGUGUUAGUGAUUUGAGUGCUGCCAAGGAAACCGAUUUGUUGUUUGCCAAGAGAGGUAAGGAUUUGAUUAAGUAUUGUAUUGCUGAAGGUAUCCCAUAUACUGAAUUUGGUGAUUUCAUGGAAAUCUUGGCCAAGAUAAAGGUUAUUGUUAAGGAUGGGGGUGAUAUCAAGCAAUUCCAUGCCUAAGAAGGUUUUGUGUUAGAAACGUAUAGAAUAGAGCUUAGAUAGAAUCUAAUGUAGAGUAGUAUAUUUUGUGUCAUAUGAAGGGUUUUUGGCUGUGAAUAACAACUGAAAUCUUGCAACCUAGAGAAGAAAAUCCUAGAUUGUAAUAGAAAGUAGAUGGUCGAUGGAGCAACUGUAGAUGCGUCAAAACUGGUGGUCUGAUAUAAUGCAGGGAUGUU